UAUCAGAAGAGUCAGACUCGAUGCAACUGAAUGCGUGCAUUGAACCCCCAACGCUCUUAGCAGCCAUUGAAACUAGUCCAGCGGUCUCGCCAGUGUCGUGGAGAACUCAGAACAGCUCUGGAGACUCAGGGACAGAUUGUGACACUCCUCCGGAGCGUGAAGAGUGUAAUUUUAUUGAAAACAUCAAGAGAAGAUCGCCUCGGGAUUGAUAUCUUCAGGAAAUCUAGCUCGCACACUCAGAUGGCACUUGCUGCCCGUAAUAACCGACAUCAAAAUCGAAGAGUCCCCUCAAACAUCCUCUCAUAGUUUGCUAGCUUUCCAUCGAGAUGCAUUCGGGUCUUCAUUUCUUGCGCAAGAAUUGCCCGCUACGCGAGGAGAGGAAAACAAGAAUGUUAUCUUCCCGCGACGGAAGCGAGGACAAGGAAGAAGGUGUCGUCGUCACAAUGGAGGUCUUGGAGCAAGUAUUUCACCUGCCGCUACAUAAAAACUCUCUUCUCCUAGGGCAUCUGCGCAACUGCCUUCAAGAAAGUCUGCAGGAAACUCGGAGUCAUGAAGUGGCCCUACAAAGAGCAACAGACCACCAAGAACCAAGGAUUUGCGGUCACUACCUUUGGAAACAGCUUGUUGGAAGAUUCGAAGAUUGAUCCUUGCGUCGUGAAGACCGAACAGGGCAUCGUCAAGAGAGCUCCAAAGCCUUAUCAUCCAGGAAAGCCCUCCCAGCCUUGUUCGAAUCAAUUAGUGGGCCAAAUGGCGGACAAGAACGUGCCAAGUGCCCUGAC
Messenger RNA from Guillardia theta CCMP2712, 779 nucleotides. RefSeq lists its product as hypothetical. The annotation marks the transcript as partial. The transcript is spliced from 8 exons. The record is from RefSeq and is a predicted model, not a curated record. NCBI's taxonomy places the organism in Eukaryota, Cryptophyceae, Pyrenomonadales, Geminigeraceae.